Molecule: messenger RNA, 781 nt
Organism: Lucilia sericata (common green bottle fly)
Lineage: Eukaryota; Metazoa; Arthropoda; Insecta; Diptera; Calliphoridae
Product: transmembrane protein 138
Cellular component (GO): cilium
Source: RefSeq, a predicted model, not a curated record
UAUGUCAAACUCUUUUUAUCUAUAAAAUCCUACAAAAGUUUGACGUCAUUAACAGCAAUAGAAACGCGUAUUUCAAUAAAAAAUUACUAAAACACCAAACAAAUUCCGAUAAAACUCCAUAAAAUUAAUACAAAAUAAUGAAGUUAACUUUAAGUCGUUAUCGUAUAUUAUUAUCCUUGCAAUUUACUUUACUUCUGGCCGUAUUUUUCAAUACAUUUUCUCAUCUUUUAUUGUCACCAAAACUGCAGUUGACCAUAUUGUUGUUUGUGACACAGGAUUUAUUUAUAAUAUGUGAAUAUUUGUUUUUUACUUUUGCUGUACAUGCCACCUGUGUUUAUGAGGUUGGAGCAACUCAUGUAAUCUUAAGGAAUUGUAAACUUUUCCUUUUCACCAUACUUUUGUAUUUCCUGUUGUCGGUUUCACAGCAUUUCUGGUUUGUUUACAAUGUUUGUGAUCCGAUGGCCAAUUGGCCCACAACUCUAAAGGCUUUGUCGUUUGUGCAAAGAACUGUUUCAUUUUUUUAUUAUUAUACAUAUAAACGCACCGCUUUAACUUUAUCUGAUCCUCGUUUUUAUGAAGAAAAUAUUGAUUGGAUUGCUGAGCAAUUAAGUAAUAAAUAAAUGUUAUUUGUAAAUAUGUUUAGGUGGAAUCUAUAUGUAUAGAGUAAUUAUUAUUUUUUUAAAAUCAAAAUACUUUUUGCAAAAUAUUGAUGUUAAUGUGAUUAAAAUGUUUAGUAACCAUAUGUUUUAGUUAAAUAAAAAAAAAAAUAAUAAAAAUAUAC